GGCGGGGCCAUGGACUUGGUGUCUGACGACAAGACCAAAGUGGUGGUCACCAUGGAGCACUGCACCAAGGCCAAGAAGCCCAAAAUCUUGGACAAAUGCACCAUGCCACUGACUGGUAAGCAGUGUGUGGACCUCAUCAUCACCGAGAAGGCCGUGUUUGACGUGGACCCAAAGAAAGGCCUGACUGUGGUGGAGCUCUGGGAAGGUUCCUCAGUGGAUGAUGUCAAGGCCACCACAGGCUGUGCUUUCUGAGUAUGCCCAAACCUCAGACCCAUGCAGCAGAUCACAUCUUGAUGCUUGAGCAGCCCUGGGCCCUAGUGGGGGUUUCCACACCACCCUCCAGGGGCUGAUUUGGGAAGGAGUUAGUGACCACAGGAUGUGCAGCCCAGAACCUGACCAGUAGGCCUCUGGCUCCUCAGGCUUCCUGCCACA
Messenger RNA from Nannospalax galili (Upper Galilee mountains blind mole rat), 432 nucleotides. Its product is annotated as succinyl-CoA:3-ketoacid coenzyme A transferase 2A, mitochondrial-like. NCBI's taxonomy places the organism in Eukaryota, Metazoa, Chordata, Mammalia, Rodentia, Spalacidae. Gene Ontology annotation, cellular component: mitochondrion. Bases 10 to 252 code for a protein of 80 amino acids. Gene Ontology annotation, molecular function: succinyl-CoA:3-oxo-acid CoA-transferase activity. The transcript has a single exon. The record is from RefSeq and is a predicted model, not a curated record.